CACUCUCCCCCCUCCCCCUCCUCUCUCGGUCCGUUUACCGGCUGCUCUCUGCGCGCUGCGGGGCCACACUGCGACCACCGAGGAGGAAGAGGAGGACCGCGGACCGAGGGGGGGCCACAGCGGAACGGAACCGAACCGCAGAACCAGUCGAGGAGGAGACAGACCGCGCGGAUAAAAAAAAAAUCCCCCCGAACAAGAAGCGGCAGAAGGCGGAGACGCGUCACACCGCGCCGUUCCUCCCUCCAUCUCUGUCUGUCCCGGAGAACCGACGAGCACCGAGCAGCGGAGCCGCUGAGAGGAUCGGUGAAGCUCGGAGCAGAACGACGAAGGACGCGGUGCUGAAGCCUCCCCCCCCUCCCCUCCCGGACUACGGCCGAUUCUCCGGUUUCUAGCAGCGGCGCGGCGACACCAUGAAGGACCGUACGGCGGAACUGCGAAGCGCUAAGGACAGCGACGAUGAUGAGGAGGUGGUGCAGGUGGACAGGGACCACUUCAUGGAUGAGUUCUUCGAACAGGUGGAGGAGAUCAGAGGCUGUAUAGAAAAGCUGUCGGAGGACGUGGAGCAGGUCAAGAAGCAGCACAGCGCCAUCCUGGCCGCACCCAACCCUGACGAAAAGACCAAACAGGAGUUGGAGGAUCUCACAGCUGACAUCAAGAAGACAGCCAAUAAAGUCCGCUCAAAAUUAAAAGCAAUCGAGCAGAGCAUCGAGCAGGAGGAGGGUCUCAACAGAUCAUCAGCGGACCUCAGGAUCCGCAAGACACAGCACUCAACGCUGUCACGCAAGUUUGUGGAGGUGAUGACUGAGUACAACACCACGCAGUCCAAGUACCGCGACCGCUGCAAAGAUCGCAUCCAGAGACAGCUGGAGAUCACUGGAAGAACCACCACCAACGAGGAGCUAGAGGACAUGUUGGAGAGUGGCAAGCUGGCCGUCUUCACCGAUGAUAUCAAAAUGGACUCUCAGAUGACCAAGCAGGCCCUGAACGAGAUCGAGACCCGACACACCGAGAUCAUCAAGCUGGAAAACAGCAUCCGCGAGCUGCACGACAUGUUCGUGGACAUGGCCAUGCUGGUGGAGAGCCAGGGAGAGAUGAUUGACAGAAUUGAGUACAACGUGGAGCACUCCGUUGACUACGUGGAGCGAGCUGUUUCCGACACCAAGAAGGCUGUCAAAUACCAGAGCCAGGCUCGCAAGAAGAAGAUCAUGAUCAUCAUCUGCUGUGUCAUCCUUGGCGUGGUCCUGGCGUCGUCCAUCGGCGGCACGCUCGGCAUGUAAGACGCUCCGCCUCCUGCCGCCGUGACGACAGACACCGACCGACCAACCGACUGACCGUCCAACCGACAGCCAGCAGAGAAAAGAAACACCAACGACGACGACGACAACCACAAAAAACUUGAAACACAAAUGCAAGACAGAUAACCAAUCAGCUAGGAAGAUAUCGACCCAAUCACAGUUAAGAGGAAACACCUCGGGUUCAAGGGUGGGGUUUAAAAAACAAAGAAAAAACACAAUGAAAACGCCAUCACAUUAUAGCUGACGUAACUACAUAUACAAAAGAGGGUACAAAUAUUUAUUACAGAUGUAAAUGUAUUGAACAUAUGAAGCAACACAUGGGUUAGCUACCUGUACAAAUUCAUCAGCUACAAUACCACAUUGUUUGUUUGUUUGUUUUGCCUUUUUUCUUGUUUUUUUUCUUCCGGGAGUCUCCGAGGACAGUGAUGGCGGCGGCGGCAGGGUGGGAGUUCUGUGGGACGAAUCUUAGCUUCUGGAACAUUCUGGAGAACGAGCUGCGUUCGGGAACCAACGUUCCCGAGUGUAGAUCGUGACCUACAGGACAAGCGCCCUCUGGCUCCGGUAGAACCCGGUAGAACCCGCUCCAUCCCCUUGUUUCCGGGCUCGGCCGCCUCUUUAGGCCACCCCUCAUUGGUUGCUCACUCCUGUCAUUCACCUCCGUCAGCCUGUCGAAUCAGCCCGACCUGCCACACGCCAUGUAAGGAAACAGCAUGACAGGUUCCCACGACAACAGCCUCCCCUUCUUGUCACACCAAUCCAACCAAAGAGCACGGGGAGGGAGGGAUCUGAUUGGCUGGCAGCAAAAUAGCAUGAAACACCCUGACAGGAGAGCGGUGGGAAGGAAGAGGGGCAGGAGGGUUGAAGGAAGGUGGAGGAGAUGGACAGUUAAUCUAUGCAGCUCAGAUCAAAAGAAACACUCGUCCCGCCUCCCCGAACUGAGCCAGCCAAUGAGGAUCAAGCUGUCGCAGCUGUUCUUCCGGUAGAUUCCAAAAAAACGAAGAGAACACAUCAAAAAGUAAAAGAAACAAGAACACUACUAACAAACAAAAACCCGGUUCAUUUGUUUUCGAUGGGGAACGUUUGUCGCUUCGUUGUUGCCGUGGUGCUGCUGUGUUGGUGCGACGCAUCCUGUGACCGAUCGACCUUCAGUGUUUCGUGUCGUCCCUCCAUCUCUGAGUGUGUGUGAAGGUUUCUUAGUGGUGGAUUUUCUCUGUGGAAGGUGGAACAUGUGACACACACACAUUCAUAUAACACAACACGCAUGAACACGUCGUAUUUGUAACUUUUCAUGCACCGGAAAACUCCCAUUAAACUCUCUUUUGUCCCACCUCAUAGACUGCAUAGCUUAGCAUGCUUUAACGUUAGCUUGUGUUUCAUGUGGAAGCCGUUUGUUGCAGACUGUUUUUUGGGGAUUAUUUUCAUUCAUUGUUGGAGACAUUUUUUUGUGUGCGUGAUGGAUAAAAGACAGUUUCAGAAAAGGCACUUCCAUUGGCAACUUUACAAACUUGGAAGUAAAAUACACUAAAUUUGUUGUUUUAAAACAUAGACUAGACUGUGUUAGCAUUAGCAGGUAGAGCACAGAACCACUUCCAUUUCUAAAUACAACUGAGGAACAUCAUUGCUGCUGACUGGGACAUAACAGUGUUACAUUUCAAGACUGUAUUUGUUGUAAACGGGUGUUCAGGUGAUAACUUGGUGUGUUUUGCCCCGACUGGACACUUAGGUUUUUGUUAUCGCUCAGGCUCUGUGAUACGGAGGCUUAUCUGCUUCUGUUGAGGCCUUCGCUGCAUGAUGACCACAAACACCACCUUACACUCACAUAACAGUCAGUCUAGAGCAAUAAGAUUAGCGUCAUCUGAUAGAAAAAGGUGUUAGCGAGCUAGCUAGCUCAUCCCUUUUCUCUGGUUUCAUUUCUGCAUGAGUUUUCUGUUGCUCCCGGAGGCUACGCUCUGACAAGAAGUAAACAAAACUAUUGCGAGUUGCUUCUUUGAGCAGGCGGUCGCUGCUUUGUGUCUUCUCAGGAGUAGUUAGUGCCAUUAGUUCUAGGUGUCCGUGAUGCUGUGUAGAGGAUAAUACGAGUAGUUUUAGCUUCAAGUGUGGAGAUGAGAGGAGUUUUUAUUUUAUUAUUUGAUCUCCCAAAACCAAAACUUGACUUCUGUGUUCACCAAAGCUUCGCAGACGCCCCAAAAACCCUCCGAGAAUUUAGUCGUCAGUAGAUUUAGAACAGUUUCUCUGCUGUUGUUGUUUCAUAGCUGCCUCUGUCUUUUUGAGUGUUUUCCAGCAGCAAGUUAACCCUCUGAACUUCCAGCAGGAGUUUCUGGACGCUUUUAUCUUAUAUGUCUCAUUUUUCUUCACUGUGGUUCAUUUUGCAGUCUAAAGUCCUGCAGCUCUAUGGAAACAACAUCACGAAGGAGAAAGAACUCUCUUUUAGAUCUGUUUGUAAAAAACACUGAUAUGAUGUGGAAAUGACGAAGUCAACACUAGAAACAAAUGGAGGCUGCACAUACAUACACAUACUUUUUUCAGUUUAGUUUUUUGUGAAUUUUCAAACGAGACAUGUAGAAAAGUGGUUUUGAUAAAUUUAGUUUUCCAACAGAACCACAUAUCUAAGAGGAGGAGUUCAAGGACUGGCCAUUUUCUUCAAUUUUUUACAGUUUCCAACUGAUAAUUGCUGAAAUUGCAGUAUUUCUUUUACAGAUAAUAUUUCUGUCAAACCCAGCCAACAGGUUCUGGGGUUCAGAGGGUUAAAAAUAUUCUCCUUUAGAUUUUUCCUGGAUGUUUCCGACUUGUUUAACUGACUUGCCUGUUGCUUCAUUCAUCCCCACCACAUUUAACUCCACAUUCUCGGCGGUCGAUGGUUGUCCAGGUGGCGUCACAGUCGUCGCGGUAGUUUAGCAGCGGUCAGGCGGCGGUGAAGACGAUGUGAGGAUGCUGUCGUAGCACCAGCCAGCUUGUUGACACUGAUGUUGCUUUGCCAUGUGUGUGUGUCUGUGUGUGUGUGUGUGUGUGUGUGCGCGUGCGUGUUUUCUGUAAAGCGGACAAACAUCACAGAACCAUAACGGCAUUAUCGGUUAUAACGAACGGCUCCGUGAGUCUGUCCGAGCGUUCGGCGCCCCCGUCCUCGUGUCUUCCCUGUUCCUGUUCCUGUUGUGUUGUAGUUGUUGUACGAAAAGACGAGGGUCGACCCCGCCCACACCGCUGUGUGAUAAUUAUAAUAAUAAUAAUAAAAAAGGCAUGCAAAAGCUUUGUGGAGUUUGCAUGAUGGUGUUUUUUGUAGCCCACCCCCCACCCUGGCGUCCAUCUUUACCACUCAUGUUUGGUUAGCACAUUAGCUUCUGGCUUUCUCGUUCCAACUUAUUCAGCAUUUUUAUCUAAAACACGUUGUGUGUUUAGUUUGGAACGUUUUGUUGAAGGUGAUCAGUUUUCCAUCCCGCUUCGCCCCGACCCCCCGACACUGACCUCCAAACCUCCCGCUGGGUUUCCCGCCGCUGUUUUCUCUGCUUGUUGGCAGCGACGGCGGCCGAAGCUCCGCCUAACGUUGUGUGUGUGCAGCAUGCCUCCCUCCCUCUGCAGCGAGUCGAGAUUGCAAAUGUGUGUGUGUUUGUGUGUGUUGCAGCAGCACAAGUUUGUGUAGAUGUGCGAAGCGUCUGAUCGCAGGUCGGCGGGCUGCAGCCGCUCCUCUGAUUUCACUUUUAUUUAAACUGCGACAAAAGAGAUCAGACAUAUUUACAUAUUGUUCUGUUUACCCGAUUCAAACCAAAGCAUUUCCCCUCGUGUUCUCAAAACGUUCGCCGCUAAUUUCAAAGAGCACAAAGCAAGUCGAGUUUACACAGAGAUUCACAAACGGAGAAUAAAUAUAGAAAUAAAGAAAACAGCAAGCCCCGCCCACCACCAGCCCUCACUGCAUGUCCAUCAAUCAAACCUGUCCGAUAUUGAUCUUAAGCCACUCCCCCUUUCCUUUCCUCUGCGCCUGUAGAUGUUCGUUUGUGAAAAAUCUGACGCAUAAUCAAAAAAAGUUAGCAUACGUACGCUUCUCCUUCACUGAGGCAAACACGGAGACGACGGUGGUGCUUUCUUCUUCUUUAUUUAUAGACUGCUGUUAUUUUGGUGUCAUUAUUUCCUGUGUUUACCAGUCGUAUUGGCGCUGCAGGAUCGAUGCUCGCCGCAGAGUUUCAGGGUUCGCUAGUUGGUUAGCUCUUCUCUCGCAGUUCCAUCCACAGUCCGAGCUGUUGGUGUUAAUCACGUGAACAUAAGGAAUGGUGUAAAGAAGCAGCGAUAUUCUUCUUUAUUCCUCUCUACUCCGUCUACAGCAAACAUAAUCUGGCUGAUUGUGUUACCAGAAGCUUAGUAGACAUUGAACGUUGCUGGCAAACUGUGGUGACAAACCACCGGUGAAGACUUUCUGGAAAGCGAAUAUCUUUGCUGCACUUUUAUUAUUUUUGUUGUCCGUCUUUUUCCUACAAAGUUCUGAUGGGCUGAACACCAGAAUUAUUGGUCUCAAAACUUGUUAGCGGUGAUCCGGAGGACUAAAAGAAAGGCUACAAGGUUUAUAUCAGAUGGAUAAAUUGACAAAUAAAUCAAAGAAAAAUAGGGGUUUUUUUUGUUUUUUGUUUUUUACACUACUUUUGCUUCGAAGUUACAACAUGAGCACCAUAGAAAAUUAAAAUCAGGAGCUAUAAACGAUUUCCACCUGAAUGCAGCAUUUGCUGACUAGCUUCACUCGGACCUGCAGCGAGCAUCUUUCUGUUUGCGACAACCGACUGCAGCCUUUCAAGACACAUAUAUACGCAAGAAUAUAUAAAUAUAUAUAUAAAGUUACAUCAACAUACUGCGUUUCUAUAACUGUGUGUGUAGCCAUUACUGCUUCUUCUGGCUGUGUGAGUCGGAGCGAGGCGUCGGAAGCAGGAGAAAAUCAUCUGGAGGGAGUUUGGGUACGAUACCACGCCUCCAAAGAUAGCAUUAGCUGUUAGCCAUUAGCUGGCGCGUUGCUUCACAUGCUGACUCGUGGUCUCCGUGUGGACGCGACGCACCGCGCAGUUAUUUCUGCAAACUGACGAGGAUCUGAGUUCGUUCCUCUGCCGUCGGACGUUUAAACUCUGCUCUGCGAUGAUUUUUGUCUUCCUGAAACCAUUUUUCAAAAACCAAAACCUGUCCGGUGCCCCGCUCCGGGUGAAGUGAUGAAUUUGUUUGUUUGUUUGUUGUGGCCGCGGCCCGCUGUCGUCAGCAGGAGCCACCGCGGCGAUUCCAUUGAUGCUCCGCCCAUUUCUGCUCUGACAGUAUUCGGUUUGCAUCAGUGUUUCUGUUCCCUAGUGGGAGGGGUGGGAGGAGUCAGGGGAGGGGCCACACAGACCACGCCCACAUUAUCCCUGCCAUAGCAAUUAGGAAAGACACUUGUUAUUAUCAUUAUUAUUAUUAUUAUUAUUAUUAUUAUUAUUAUUGUUAUUAUUAUUAUUAUUAUUAUUAUUAUUAUUAUUACCAUAAUGAGAAUAAAAUGCAGUAAGAGGGAGAACGGCUUCACACAAAGUGAUCAAACUAACAGAAAAAAGGGAGGUUCUGACGAUUCUGUAAUAGCAAUGAUUUAAAGAAAAGGAGUUAUGUUAUCAUAAAUAAUAGUAGUAAUAUUGAAUAUUGAAUGCUCGCAAUUUUGUCAAACUGAAACUGGAUUCUUUGUGUUAUGUAAUUAUUGUAAAUAACUUCAAAGAGAGAAAAAAUGACUUGCAUGUCUAUGUAUAAAUCUACUGAGAUAUCUAUUCCCGUCAAAGUUGACAUGUAGUUCGAUCUCUGUCCUUUAUUUUUCUCCCCCGUCCUCACCUCCGGCCCGCCGCCCUCCCGUAAACACACCUGAUCUUGUUUCUGAUUGGCUGAGUGGCGACAGCAGAGGAAAGAGAAAAGUAGCUUCCAGCGUCCGUCGGUUCAGACGCUGCGUUCACGCUCACCUGCGGGGUUUACAGGUGUGACGGCGCGUCGCAGCUUUAAACUCUUCAAAGAUCCUGGCAGGUUUCUGUAAACGCAGCCAAACCUCACCUCCGCCCAUCAGCCCAGCUCCAGAGGCUCCGCCCACUGGCUCCUCUGAUGAAAGUGCUUCCCUCCAUAUUAGGAAAACUAACCCCGCCUCCAGGGCUCUCCAGGCCACACCCCCUGAUCACUUUGGAAGCCCUGUUAGCGGUUUCCUCUCGUCUCUCUCUCUCUCGCCGUUCGCCUCUCGGCCACAGCGAGCUCGCCAAACAACAUCCUGAAACUGGGUCUCUUUACCCGCCUGCCUCCCCCAGAGAUUAGCCUGCACCUUUCCAGCGAGUAGCCAUAUCCCAAACAGCCUGUGAGAACGUCAAGCUGUGUAAGUCAAGUUGCUUCGUGAAACUUUUCAGUAAAAGCACACUUCUGUCAGCAUCUUCUCACUGGUCGUCACACGAAAACUGCAAUCUAGAGCUACUCUUGUUGCAGCAAGGUCUGGGCCCUGUUUCCCAAUGCCUAAAUUCUUUUGGAAGAAACAAAAUCACAUGCCGACAAACCUCACUGUCUUCCUUUCGAUCGUUCAGUCCUCGCCGAGUUCCUCGAGGAGAUCUGCGGCCGCUCGAAGCCAUCGAAGGUUGAACCAAAUGGAGUUCCGUUUUACCUGAACACACCUUCGAGGGCUUCGAGGUGCCGCCUACCGUCAGGCCCCGCCCUCUCGCCUCACACAGGCCUAUCGUAACACAGCGUGCAAUAUUCAGAGAAACAAGGGCUUUCUUUAUCAUGCAGAGGCGCUUCGACCGCCGCAGGCCUCCUCCUGCACCGACUCGCCAAAUUUUAGACACCGCGAACACGCCAAAGCAGAAGUCCUGCAUCUUUCUGUUGGUUUUAGUUUCCCGGCAGGUAAACUCGGGGGAACCGGCGGGUGAGAGACGUGAAGUGAGAGAAAAUAUUCCCAAACCGAACGAGGACACGGCGAUCGCUCUUCACUCGCAACUUUGACCGGAAAUGCAACUUGUGUCCCGUUUUUUUUGUGUGUGUGUAUGUGUGCGUAGCGUAAUGUAAAAGCGAUCUGUCCCCCUCCCUCCCCCGCCCCUCCCCCCUCUAAAAACACCCUUCCCCAUCUCCCCCUCCUCCCCCCUCUCUCGUACUGCUGUUGGCUGUUCUGUUUAGUUCAUGUGACGUGCCAGUAUUCCCCCUCCUCCCCCCUUCUUUACCCCUUUUGCCCCACCCACCCCGUCCUCCCCCCUCCCCCUCCUCACCCUCCCCCUUCCUCUCUCGCUCUCCCCCUCCCUCCCCUCCCCCCUUCAUGGAUCUUUAAGAUGACAACUCUAUGCAGAUGCUGUCUUUUAUAAGUGUGUCAAAAUUUUAAUUUAAAAUAAAAACUGAAAAAAACAAACCCUGACAGACAUAUUGAAACGAUAACAAAAAAUGAAUAAAGAAAAGGAUUGUUCAGUGUA
Amphiprion ocellaris (clown anemonefish) is the source of this 8704-nucleotide messenger RNA. Its product is annotated as syntaxin-1B. The record is from RefSeq and is a predicted model, not a curated record. Gene Ontology annotation, biological process: exocytic insertion of neurotransmitter receptor to postsynaptic membrane; vesicle fusion; intracellular protein transport. The transcript has 10 exons. Lineage: Eukaryota; Metazoa; Chordata; Actinopteri; Pomacentridae. The coding region runs from base 411 to 1277 and encodes 288 amino acids. Gene Ontology annotation, molecular function: SNARE binding; SNAP receptor activity. Gene Ontology annotation, cellular component: SNARE complex; endomembrane system; plasma membrane.